Messenger RNA from Thamnophis sirtalis, 8849 nucleotides. It is a transcript of the gene KIF21B, whose product is annotated as kinesin family member 21B. The record is from RefSeq and is a predicted model, not a curated record. Gene Ontology annotation, cellular component: microtubule associated complex. Gene Ontology annotation, molecular function: microtubule binding; ATP binding; microtubule motor activity. Gene Ontology annotation, biological process: microtubule-based movement; spindle elongation; mitotic spindle organization. Lineage: Eukaryota; Metazoa; Chordata; Lepidosauria; Squamata; Natricidae.
CGCUCGACUUCUGCCUCGGUCAGUCGCCGCUAAUUUCUCCUCCGCAGUCCCGCUGCUGCUGCUGCUGCCGCCGCCGCGGCGGACGGGAUGGGAAGCGGGGACGCUGCCUAAGCUUUCUCCCGCUCGGGGCUGCCUUCUCUCUCUCUCUCUCUCUCUCUCCUGGAGGGGACGAGCGUCCGCGCUCCCCGAGAGGAGCUCAGCAGCAUGCCCUCCUCCUGCGACUCCAGCAGCCUACGCGCCUCCUGCUCCUAGCCGAGUCGCAACCUCGCCUUGGCCCCGGCCCCACCGAGCUCCAUGGUGGUUGAGGGGCAGCGCUCUCCUGCGGUGCGGGGCGACGGUGGCGAGGGAGGGAAGAGAAGAAAAAAAAGAAGGGAAUGGCCGCCCAGGGUGACAGCUGCAGCGUCAAGGUGGCCGUGAGGAUUCGUCCUCAGAUGCCAAAGGAAAAGAUUGAAGGAUGCCACAUCUGCACAUCAGUGACACCUGGGGAACCCCAAGUACUCCUUGGAAAGGACAAAGCAUUUACUUAUGACUUUGUCUUUGACCUGGACACUUGGCAGGAACAGAUCUAUACAACUUGUGUAAGCAAGCUGAUUGACGGCUGCUUUGAAGGCUACAAUGCAACUGUGUUGGCAUAUGGCCAGACAGGUGCAGGCAAGACUUAUACCAUGGGUACUGGUUUUGACAUGAACACUUCUGAAGAGGAGCAGGGCAUAAUUCCACGAGCCAUUGCCCAUCUCUUCAAUGGCAUACAAGCACAUAAGCAGGCUGCACAAGACCAAGGGGUCCCCAUCCCAGAGUUCAAAGUCAGCGCACAGUUUUUGGAGCUAUACAAUGAGGAGAUCCUGGAUCUAUUUGAUAGCACAAGAGACCCUGAGAAUCGCCACCGAAAAUCAAAUAUCAAAAUCCAUGAAGAUGCCGGUGGUGGCAUCUAUACCUCAGGUGUUACAUCACGUCUCAUUAGCUCCCAGGAUGAGCUGAUCCAGUGCCUGAAACAGGGAGCUCUCUCCCGAACCACAGCCAGCACCCAGAUGAAUGUCCAAAGUUCCCGCUCCCAUGCUAUCUUUACAAUCUACCUUUGCCAAAUGCGUGUCUGCUCUCCUGUACACUUGGUGAAUGGAGACACAAAUAGUCUUUUGGAUGGAUCUCAGCCUACCAGUGAAUAUGAGACCCGAACAGCCAAAUUCCACUUUGUUGACCUGGCUGGCUCAGAGAGGUUGAAACGAACUGGGGCCACAGGCGAGAGAGCUAAAGAAGGCAUCUCUAUCAAUUGUGGUUUGCUAGCAUUAGGAAACGUCAUCAGUGCCCUUGGGGAUCAGAGCAAGAAAGCGUUGCAUGUGCCCUACCGAGAUUCAAAGUUGACCCGGCUUCUCCAGGAUUCACUUGGUGGAAACAGCCAAACUGUGAUGAUUGCCUGUGUGAGUCCUUCAGAUCGGGAUUUUAUGGAGACCCUGAAUACCCUUAAAUAUGCCAAUCGUGCUCGCAACAUCAAGAACAAAGUGGUGGUGAAUCAGGACAAGACCAGCCAGCAGAUCAGUGCCCUGAGAGCUGAAAUUGCUCGUCUCCAGAUGGAACUUAUGGAAUACAAGGCAGGUAAGCGUGUUAUUGGAGAAGAUGGCUCUGAAGGCUACAGUGACCUAUACCAGGAGAACGCCAUGUUGCAGAAGGAGAAUGCCACUUUACGUAUGCGGGUGAAAGCCAUGCAGGAGGCCAUUGAUGCAAUCAACAUCCGUGUCACACAUUUGAUGAGCCAGGAAGCCAACCUGAUUCUUGCCAAGGCAGGUGAUGGUAAUGAGGCUAUUGGUGCUCUGAUCCAGAACUACAUCAGGGAAAUUGAAGAUCUCAGGACAAAACUCUUAGAGAGUGAAGCUAUGAAUGAAUCACUACGCCGCAAUCUGAACCGGGUUUCAACCAGGCUGCCCUACACCCUGGGCUUAUCACCAGCAAUUGGAUUGGGAGAUUCACGUUCCCCUGCCACCUCGGUGGAAGCUGAAGCCACUGACGUCCUACAGUGGGCCAAGCAAGAUGUUGAGAGGCUGAAGAAGGAGACAAAACAGCGAAGAAAAAGCCCAGAGAAAGAAGGGUUUAAAAAGCGGUUGAGGUUGCAGCAGGGAAACGAGGCAGAUGAGAAUGAUGAGAAUGAGGCAGAAGAGGAGGAAAGGGAUGAAAGUGGCUGUGAGGAAGAAGGUGGCCAGGAUGAAGAAGAUGAAGAAGAUUCAGGGAGUGAAGAAAGUCUGGUGGAUUCUGAAUCAGAUGUCGAAGAAAAGGCAGCAAAUUUCCAAGCUGAUCUUGCUGACCUGACCUGUGAGAUUGAGAUCAAACAGAAAUUAAUUGAUGAACUGGAGAACAGCCAACGGCGCCUACAAACCUUGAAGCACCAAUAUGAGGAAAAGUUGAUUUUGCUACAGAACAAAAUCCGUGACACUCAGCUGGAGAGAGACAGGGUGCUGCAGAAUCUCAGCAGUAUGGAAUGCUAUACAGAAGAGAAGGCUAACAAAAUUAAAGCAGAUUAUGAGAAACGCUUAAGGGAGAUGAAUCGUGAUUUGCAGAAGUUGCAGGCUGCCCAGAAGGAGCACGCUCGCCUUCUCAAGAACCAGUCUCGAUAUGAGCGAGAGCUGAAGAAGCUGCAGGCAGAAGUAGCAGAGAUGAAGAAAGCAAAGGUAGCCUUGAUGAAACAAAUGCGUGAAGAGCAACAAAGACGGAGAAUGGUGGAGACCAAGAGGAACCGGGAGAUUGCCCAGUUGAAGAAAGAGCAACGUAGGCAAGAGUAUCAGAUCCGAACUCUGGAAUCUCAGAAGCGACAGCAGGAGAUCGUCUUGCGCAGGAAAACCCAAGAGGUCUCUGCUUUGCGUCGUCUCGCCAAACCUAUGACUGAUAGGGUUGCUGGGAGGAUUAACCAGAAACAAGCCAUGGGAGAGCCCGGUGCUGAAGUCUCCACCAGCACUACCAGCUCCUUAGAGUCAGAAUCUGGUUCUCGUUCUGUCUCUAGCAUUGUACGCCAGUGGAAUAGAAAAACCAAUGCUUUGCUGGGAGAUUCUCCUUCCUCCUCAAAUGGAACUCGGACAAUCAGGAAAAGAUUCCCAAAGAAAGGUGCAAAUCAGACUUUUAGUAAGGCAGCCCGCCUGAAGUGGCAGUCACUGGAACGCCGUGUCUUUGAUAUUGUCAUGCAAAGAAUGACUGUCAUCAAUCUGGAAUCAGAUAUGGAGCGUCUUAUCAAGAAACGUGAGGAGUUGUCACUGAUGCAGGAAGGACUACUAGGAAAGAGGGGGAAACUACAGGCUGAGAACCCAGAAGAACAGAAGGGAUUGCAGGAAUUGAAUGAAGAGAUUGAAGUGUUGGCUGCCAAUCUUGAUUACAUAAAUGACAGUAUUUCUGACUGCCAGGCCACCAUUAUGCAGAUUGAAGAGACCAAGGAAGAAUUGGAUUCUACAGAUACCUCUGUGGUGAUCAGCUCCUGCUCUUUGGCUGAAGCACGACUUUUACUGGACAAUUUUCUCAAAGCAUCCAUAGACAAGAGUCUGCAGGUAGCCCAGAAGGAAGCUCAGAUCCGCUUACUGGAAGGACGUCUGAGACAAACAGAUGUGACUGGCUCCUCUCAGAACCAUCAUAUUCUGGAUGCCCUACGAGAAAAAGCAGAAUCCCACCCUGAAUUACAGGCACUCAUUCACAAUGUGCAGCAAGAAAAUGGCUAUGCCAGCACUGAUGAGGAAGUCUCAGAAUUCAGUUUGGCUUCAGAGGGAAGCUUUUCCCAGUCUUUCUUCAUGAAAGGUUCUGCGAGUCAGGAUGACUUCAAAUGCAGGGGAGAGCCUAAACUGUCUGCUCAAAUGAAAGCUGUAUCUGCAGAGUGCCUAGGGCCCACAUUGGACAUCUCCACUAAGAACAUCACCAAGUCAUUAGCGUCUCUCAUGGAAAUUAAAGAGGACAGUGUUGGAUUCUCCAUCCAUGAUCCUUAUUAUAAGGAGAAAGUCUCCCGCACCAUCAGCCUGCCUAUCCGAGGGAGCACAUUCCCUCGACAGUCCCGAGUCACAGACACUUCACCCCUUACAAGGAGGAAGUCAUAUGACAGGGGCCAGUCUAUCAGAAAUCCAGAUGUUGGAUUCACUCCUCCCUCAUCCCCUCCCAGCAGACCACGCAAUGACCGCAAUGUCUUCUCUCGGCUCACUAGCAACCAGAGCCAGGGCUCUGCAUUAGACAAGUCUGAUGACAGUGAUUCCUCUAUCUCGGAGGUGUUGAGGGGGAUCAUUAACCCUGUGGGAGGUUCCAGGAGUGCCCGGACAGCACCACUGCAAUGCAUUUCUGUGGCUGAAGGACACACCAAGCCAGUAUUGUGCUUAGAUGCUACUGAUGAAUUGUUAUUUUCUGGAUCCAAAGAUCGGAGCUGCAAAAUGUGGAACUUAGUGACAGGACAAGAAAUUGCAUCUUUGAAAGGGCAUCCAAAUAAUGUAGUCUCCAUAAAAUACUGCAGUGACUCUGGCCUGGUAUUCACAGUCUCUACCUCUUACAUCAAAGUAUGGGAUAUCCGUGAUUCUGCAAAGUGCAUCCGUACUCUCACCUCCUCAGGCCAGGUGAUCACUGGAGAUGCCUGUGCUGGGGCCACUACCCGGACUAUCACCAGCGUGCAAGGCGAACACCAGAUCAAUCAAAUUGCACUUAAUCCCACAGGCACCAUGCUUUACGCAGCCACUGGCAAUUUUGUCCGCAUUUGGGAGUUGAACAGGUUUCAGCCUAUUGGAAAGCUGACGGGUCACAUUGGCCCUGUGAUGUGUCUCACAGUGAAUAGGACUGCAAGUAAUCAUGACUUAGUAAUCACAGGAUCUAAGGAUCACUAUAUUAAGAUGUUUGAGAUUGCUGAAGGUAUCGGUGGGAACAUUGGACCUUCCCACAACUUUGAGCCUCCACAUUAUGAUGGGAUUGAGUGCCUAGCUAUUCAGGGAGACAUACUCUUCAGCGGUUCCCGUGACAAUGGGAUCAAGAAAUGGGACCUGGAACAACAAGAACUCAUCCAGCAAAUCCCUGCACAUAAAGAUUGGGUUUGUGCUUUGGCCUUUGUGCCCAGCCGGCCCAUGCUGCUGAGUGCCUGCCGUGGGGGGACAGUGAAGGUCUGGAAUGUUGACAACUUCACACCUGUUGGGGACAUCAAGGGACAUGAUAGUCCUAUCAAUGCUAUCUGCACAAAUUCAAAGCACAUUUUCACAGCUUCCAGUGACUGUCGGGUAAAGUUAUGGAAUUACGUGCCUGGGCUCACCCCCUGCCUUCCACGACGCGUCCUUGCCAUCAAGGGCCGUGCCACCAGUCUGCCUUGAUCUUCCUCCUCCUUCUCUACUCUCCUGCUUACUUUUUCUUGCUGUGUUCUCCCUCCCUGCCUCUCUUUGUCUUCCCUGUCCCUCUCUCUGGGAGCUGAUUUCAGCUGCUUCUUGACGUGACUGCACAGUGAAGCUCUGGAGUGCGAGGAAGCUACUGAACAGCACAACCUAGAAGUUGAGAAAAGCAAAUAUGAAUUUAAGAAGGCUAAGAUGGAGCUUGGCUAGGAAAUAGUAUUUAAUCUCUCACACCAGGGCUUCAGGAUGAGAUGGGUGCCUGGUUUUCUGACAAGUACAAGGGUUGGGGAGGGCAAAGGAAGUCUCCUUUUCUGUUUACAUGUUCAAGUCUCUUUCCUUGUCAGAUGUCUAUGGUGGCGGCCAUGGUAAAAUAGAGCCAAAAAAGAAGACAAAAUUUGGUGCUGAGGUUCUUUCAAUCAGAAUCCAUCUGAUAAGUUUACAAAAUAGGAUAUUUUGGGGGGGAAAGGAGUCAAAAUAUUUUAUAAAUCAAAAUUAGAUUUUUCAUCCUUGUAUAAUUAAAUGAGGUUUUCCCAUGGUUUCCAGUUGUCCAGGAGCUGCCUAUAUCCUGUUUAUGCCUAUAAGACAUUACAGUGAAAAUAAUUAGAGAGAAAAUCAAGUGUUGUAAGUCCCUUCCUGGAUAGCUGAUUGUUAUGUUUUAGGGGAUAUUCCUUGUUCUAGUUGGUCUUUCAAGAGGAUUUAUGAAGUACUGACUUUUAUUUCUUCCUUUUAUCUGUGAAUUGCUAAUUGUUUUCUUUUUGAAAGGGGGAAGGAUUGGAGGAGAACGCAAGAAAAUGAGCCACUUUAAUAUGAGCACAUAAUGUAGUGUUUCUCAGUGGUCACUAUAGAUUCAGAAUUUCAUUUGCCAAAUACUCUUGAGGAAUUUCCCCAAAUUCCUGGAAUGACAGUAUUAAAAGAAAAAAGACAACAAACAAUUGUAUUAUACAGAGCGAUAUAUUUAGUAACUGAUUUGAUGAACUUUGAUAACUUCAGAAGAGUUGUUGUUUCCUGAAUACCAGUUACAAAGCUGGGUGAUUUUUUUUUCUAAAUGUUAGAUAAGCAACAAGAAAGGGAGACCUAAACCGAUUAAAUACAUUUAGAAUUCUCCUUCAUGCCAUCAUUUGGCAAUUCUGGCAAAGACGUUGCCUGUGCAUGCCAUUUUCUCUUCCCAUUCUCAAAUUAUUAUAUUUCGGUAACAAAAUGGCAGCAACUGCAGAAAUCAACUGUUCCCUAUCACAGGAAAAAGGACGUUUUUCCUUCUCCUUUGUCUGGGAACAGAAAAAAAUGUGGAACCUUCCCUUCCAGCUUUCAAACAGGGUAAGGAAGAUUUGAAAUGCUAAGCACAAGGGUGUUGCAAUGCAUUCCUGUAUUACUGGGGAGAUAAUGAGCCUGCCCCUCUCAAUCUCAUCCCCAGCAUCUUUUUGUUGUUGUUUACAUCUUUUUCAAACAUUCACAUUUCCAUGUUACAAUAUGGAGCAAAUGGAUAAAAGUUAAUGCUCUGUGUUUAGAAACUUGAAUUUUUCACAGGAUAUUGUUCACUGAACUUGAUUUUUAGCAGCAAACAUUGGCUUAAGCCCUUGAAGAUCCAUCACUGCGUGGGAGAAGCUUUCAUCUGUGUGCAAUGUAGCAGGGCUGUCCAAGCUUCUCUGAAGGAUUGAUCAAGUGCUCUUCACAUUGCUAUAGGGUUCAUCCUUAAACAUUUAACUUGCGUUGUACUCUUCCAUCAGAUGACCAAGGCUUUAAACUGAUCGUUCAGCAGCAGACUUGGGAAAGCCAUUCGCUAGUAGGGAAAUAUGGACCAGCAGGUUAAAGCAAUUUGCUUUCUGAAUGCUUUGGACCAUUCUAUAGCUCUGCGUUUAGUUUGUAGGAGUCUUUGCUCUACUGCCCUGGAUUAGCUUGGAAUUCUGUCCAUUCAUUUGUGUUACAAAAAAUCCCUUUCUCUACACUUAAGCUGCUGAUUCUUCCAUCCAAGUGGAAAGUUGUAUUGUAAUUCUAAAUAGGUGUUCAAAUGAUUCUGUGUUUUGUCUUGUGCAAUUGGGGAUGAAGGGGGGCGGGCAGCAGAGAGAGGUGUGUGACUGCAAUUUUAAAAGGGUGAGAGCUUGUUUUGAGUUAACCUACCUCAUGGUCCAAGGUGUUUUCCCUUUUUUUUUUUUGGUUAAUAGAACUUGAAUUGAUCUGGGAAACGCAGAGUUUCACUGGUCCCAAUUUCUAAGCUCAACGGAAAGUGUGAUGAAAGGAAGCUGCCCUCUGUAUAAUAUCAGAGGGAGCGUUUACAUAUUAAGGCUGCACUAUGUUUACUGCAUCUUGGUGUCAUUUGCAGUCUUAAUUCAGCACUCUAAACUGAGUGGGGGAGGUGGGUCAUACAAUUCCAAGAUUGGAAGAGGAGAAUCUUCCACAAAAUCAGCACAAUCUUUAUUUCUCCACAUGGAACCCAAAUUGGUGUUUUGUUUUGUUUUGUUUUGCUAUUUACUGAAGUUUGUGAUCCCCUUUGAAUGUUUUUGCCUGCAGAAAUCUUUGAAUAGAUUGUGAAUUAGCUCACCAGUCUCCAUGGACUUAUAUUACUUGUUUAGAACAAAGAAUAUGAUGCAUACAAAAGAUAAUAUUUAGUAUUUGUGUAAAUCUACCUGCCAGGAGAUACUUUUUAUAGGUUGGUUAAAGGAUUUUGUGAUUUGUGGUCCUCCAGAAGUUGUACUUCAGCUUCCAUCUUUCCUCACUUGGUCAGCUCAGAUUGAAGGAAAGCUAGUGGAAGCCACACAUUCUUUCUUAAAUUAAGGCCCAUGUUUGCCAUAGAGUUCUGGGUGACUCAUGCUUUCUUGUCCUUUGGCACCAGGUUAUUCUCCAUUUUUUGGGAGGGGAGGGUAAACCUUCCCUCUUGUAAUACUUCUGGUUCCAUGGAUGUAGUAGGAGGGGAAUUGAGCUGAUUUCUUGGGUUUAGUAAGUAUAAUUUACCCUAUUGUUGAUUGUACUUGAAGCACAUAAUUGAGAGGAUACAAAAUAAGCAACAAUGGACAUUUCAUCUCUCAUAAUUUUCAAGCACUGAACAACAGGUUACCGUAAUAAGACUAAUGAGACUAAUAAUGGUUUUGCAUCUCUGCAAGGAUGUUUUUGAACAUGUUAUCAUGCUGUCCCUAAGGCUAAACUCUCAGUUUAAGAAGCCUACUUGAUUGUGUACUAAAGUACACCAGUCACCUCAAUCCAGGGUUGGGACGAUAGUUUUAGUUGCAGUCCCAGCAUUACCUGGAUGUGACCAGGUUUAAAUUUUGUUUCAAACAGGUGCCUUUCCUUAUCCAGAAAGGUCGGGGUUUUUUACCCGUAGAAACCACUGGUGCUUGUCUGAGGCUUCUGUGAGGGCUGUGUCAUCUGGCAAAAUGGUGUUAAGUGUGAAUGUGCGUGUGUGCGUGUGUGCAUGUAAGGAUACAAUGUAUGUAAUAUUUUAUACCUCUGUGUAAAUAAUGUAAGUUAUUUAAAGUUUCUGAUGUACAUGGUUUUCCAAUGAAUGUUUUUGUUCCUCCUGGUAAUAAAUUUAUUCAACUGAAA